This is a messenger RNA of Nelumbo nucifera (sacred lotus), 5554 nucleotides long. It is a transcript of the gene UPL4, whose product is annotated as ubiquitin-protein ligase 4. Gene Ontology annotation, molecular function: ubiquitin protein ligase activity. The record is from RefSeq and is a predicted model, not a curated record. Lineage: Eukaryota; Viridiplantae; Streptophyta; Magnoliopsida; Proteales; Nelumbonaceae. Gene Ontology annotation, biological process: proteasome-mediated ubiquitin-dependent protein catabolic process; protein polyubiquitination.
UCUGCGAGGCCGUCCGACUGAGAUGCGAAUGGCGGUGCAAACUCUCUACUUCCAUUGAAUUCGGUUCUCCGAAAAAACACUACUUCUUAUCGUCACGAGCUUCCAUUUCAUUUAUUAUAAUCUCUUCUAAACUGAAAACACGAAACUGAGAAGAUAAAAUAACAGAAAAAAAACAGUGCCAGAGAAGGCAAACCCUAAAACAGCACAAUCGAAGAUCAAAGGAGAAAAUAGCAAACCAGAACAAUAUAGUUUCCAUAUGUUCCUACUGCAUUCGCUGUUUCGCAUUGGUUUGGUGGUUCUGUGUUGAAGUUUCAAUCGUUGGACCAUAUAAGAGUUCUACUCGGAUUGGCAAUCCUUGUUUAGGAGGUUAUUCUCCAACUCCUGAUUGCAACUUGAGUCGUGCAGGGUUUGAAUUCUAUUGAAACGCUUCUUCCUAGCCUUGAAGCUAGGAAUUAAAUUCAAUGGAAAGCCGGGGGCGGAAGCGAGCAGAGCUGGUAGAUCAAUUGCCCGCAGAUAAGCGAGCUUGCAGCUCGUCGGACUUCAAGCCCGGUUCUUCGAGUUCAUCUGUUCAAACCCAGAUGGCUUCUACCAACUCUGCCUCUGAAGCACCUGACUGCGAGAUGGAGACUUCAUCCUCUGCUUCAGUCUCCGGUCGAUCCGAAGGAGAAGCCGAGAAGGAUUCUGCUUAUGGGUCUUGUGAUUCCGAUGGAUUGGAUGACCCAGAACAAAGACACAGGAGCUUCCGUGAAUAUCAUCCUCGGAGAUCGUCCAGUGACCAAGCCAAAUUCAAGAGAAUCUUGUCGAGCUUAGCUGAUGAUGCUGGACCCUCCAGCCAGGUUGUGGCCCUUACGGAACUCUGCGAUGUCCUCUCCUUCUGUACAGACGACUCGCUCUCCAGUUUUACUGCAGACUCAUUUGCUCCGAUUCUUGUCAAUUUGGCUAAGAACGAGAGCAAUCCGGACAUAAUGCUUCUUGCUGUCAGAGCUAUUACUUACCUAUGUGACGUGCUGCCUCGGUCAUCUGGGUUUCUUGUACGACAUGAUGCAGUUCCUGCCCUUUGCGCACGAUUAAUGGCCAUUGAGUACAUGGACCUAGCCGAACAGUGUCUGCAAGCCUUGGAGAAGAUUUCCCGUGAUCAUCCACUUGCAUGCUCACAAGCAGGGGCAAUCAUGGCCGUUUUGAACUAUAUUGACUUCUUCUCCACUAGUGUUCAGAGAGUUGCACUUUCCACUGUUGCCAAUAUAUGCAAGAAGCUACCCUCUGAUUGUUCUUCAUCUUUCAUGGAGGCAGUGCCCAUUUUGUGCAAUCUUCUCCGGUAUGAGGACCGGAAGCUUGUAGAGAGUGUUGCUAUUUGCUUGAUAAGAAUAGUGGAGCGGGUCGGUCACUCCUCUGACAUGUUAGAUGAACUCUGCAAGCAUGGGGUGAUUCAUCAAGUCUCACAUCUUGUAGCCUUAAAUAGUCGGACUACCCUCAGCCAACCAAUUUACAUUGGUUUGAUUGGACUGCUUGCCAGACUUGCAUCUGGUUCUGUUCUAGCUGUCAGGACCCUUAUUGAGCUUAAUAUAAGCAGUACCCUGAAGCAGAUCUUAGCUACUUAUGAACUCUCACAUGGCAUGCCUCAUCCUCAUAUUGGUGACAUGCACUCUAGUCAGGUGCAUGAAGUUAUUAAGCUAUUAAAUGUCCUUCUCCCUCCUUUGCCUAGAAAUAAUGAAGAUAUUCCUCUAGUUUCAGAUAAGGAAAGGAUUCUGGUGGAUCAGCCUGAACUUCUGCAACAGUUCAGGAUAGACAUUCUUCCUGUCUUGAUACAGGUUGUUAACUCUGGUGCAAAUUCAUAUGUUUGCUAUGGUUCCCUUUCUGUUAUCAACAAGUUGGUUUAUUUCAGUAGAUCUGACAUGCUUCUUGACUUGCUUAAGAAUACCAACAUUUCAAGUUUUCUGGCUGGUGUAUUUGCACGAAAGGAUCACCAUAUUCUGAUCUCAGCUCUGAAGAUUGCCAAGACUGUCUUGGAAAAACUUCCUGAUGCUUGCUUUAGCUCCUUUGUGAAGGAGGGUGUUGUUUAUUCCAUUGAUGCACUUUUAAUGCCAGAAAGAUCUCCAGAGAUCAUGUUUCCAACAUCUACUGAUAUUGAGCUCUCAUCUGGUUCAAACCAAAAGUUAGCUGCAAGGGAUGAUCCUAGAUGCUUAUGCUAUGCACUUGAUAGUGAUCAGUUUCCUUCAUCUUCAGAAAAGGGAAACUGCAAACUUGAAAGGAACUCUGUUUACACUUUAGCAAAGAAGAUCAAAGCCACCUACUUUGCUACAGAAUCUCAUGACUCUAAAAUAGGAAUGACAGAAACUCUUCAGAAGCUCAGAACUAUUUGUACCCUGUUGAUUGAUAAGGUGAAUAUUCCCAUGAAUGAUUUUACCAAUGACCAACAUGAAGAGUGCUUAUAUGGUAUAUUGCAUCAAAUAAUGAUUGAGCUGAAUGGAGGGGAACCCAUGUCCACUUUUGAGUUUAUUCAAAGUGGAAUAGUGAAAUCACUAGUAAAUUACUUAUCCUGUGGUCAGCAUAUGAAAGAAGAGGUGGAUCAGAAUGUCAUAUCCAUAAAAUAUCAUUUUGUAUUGAAGAGGUUUGAGAUGUUUUCUAUGCUUUCUUUGAUGUCGGUGGGUGGGUUUUGGAAGGACAUGCCCCUUGCAAAUUUAACACAGAAAUUACUAAGUGCAUUUUCUUCCUUGGAAGAUUUCCCUGUUAUUCUGAACCAUGUUUCCAAGUCAAGAAACACCUAUGCUAGUAUUCCAAGUGGGCAUUGCACAAUGCAUCCAUGUUUUAAAGUUCGUUUCGUGAAGGAAGAGGGUGAGGCAUGUCUAUGUAAUUACCCUGGAGAUAUUCUAACUGUUGAACCUUUUACUUCAUUCGAUGCCAUUGAAGGGUUUCUGUGGCCUAAAAUUAGUGGAACUACAGAUGAACACCAUACAUCAGUUUGUCAGCCUUUGGUUCAGUGUAAAAGUGUACUUCUUCCACUACCUUCUGAUACAAGAUCUCCUCAAGGCAAGGAUCUAAAUUUUGUAGGGGAGAUUAACAGCAUAUCUUCUGGUGUGCCAGAGGUCCAGGAAAAUCAAGGUAACAUGUCUCCUCCAAUCAAACGAGCAGUUGAUAUGAUAGAAGGCAAUCCAACAACUUCACAUUUAGUGCAUACGGAGCCUGGCUCUAGAAUACAAGAUUUGCAAUAUUCACCAGAGAUGGAUAGUGAUUUGAAACUAGUGGAUUCUAGUAAUGCUAGUGCCUCCACUUCUACAUCUAGUGGUAAAGAAUGUAUGGAAGGUAGAAAGUGUCCCACAUCCUGUGGUAACAGUGAUGAUCCAACUAAAUUGGUAUUUCACCUUGAAGGGAGAAAGCUAGAUCGGGCAUUAACACUCUAUCAAGAAAUUCUGAAUCAGCAUGUAAAGGCAGAAAAUGAUAUGAUUGUGGGCCCAAAAUUCUGGAAUCAAGUAUACAAAAUAACAUACAGAAAAGCCACAGACCUAGAAAAAUGUGAUUCUCAAGAUAGUUGUCAUGGGUCUUCCAUUUCUUCUGCAUUGAAUAAGCUUGGGACUUGUUGGAAAGAUGUUCCAUUUUUGUCUGGAAUGUUGGUUUCUAAACUUCCUUGUGAUUUGGAGAAAUCAAAUCCUACCUAUGAUAUGCUAGUUUUGCUAAAAAGCUUGGAAGGCUUAAACAGGUCUGCAUUUCAUCUAAUGUCUCAUGAAAGAAGAUGUGCUUUUGCUGAGGGGAGAAGCAAUAACUUUGAUGAUUUGAGGGUGAACGUCCCUUCACUUCCCCAAUCUGAGUUUGUAAGUUGUAAGUUAACUGAAAAAUUGGAACAGCAAAUGCGGGAUCCUUUGGCUGUGUCUGUUGGUGGAAUGCCUUCUUGGUGUGCCCAGUUAAUGGCUGCAUGCCCAUUUCUGUUCGGUUUUGAGUCAAAAUGCAGGUACUUCCAAUUGAAGGCAUUUGGUUCCUCACGAGUUCAACCCCAUCCAUGGCCGCAAUCAGCCACCAGUAACUCUAAUACCUCUAAUGAUAGACAACAACAUGCUGUUCUGCUGCCUCGUAAAAAAUUCCAAGUUCGCCGAAGCCACAUUCUAGAUUCUGCGGCACAGAUGAUGGAUCUGUAUGCCAAUCAUAAAGCUAUUCUUGAAGUGGAAUACAGUGAAGAAGUUGGUACAGGCCUUGGUCCAACAAUGGAGUUUUAUACUUUGGUUAGUCAUGAGUUUCAGAAGGCUGGCCUGGGUAUGUGGAGAGAGGAUCAUAGUACUCCCACUGCGGGGAAAGGCUUGGAUGAUAAUAGUUCUGGAUUUGUGGCAGCUCAUCUGGGACUUUUCCCUCGUCCAUGGUCUCCUUCAUUGAGUGCCGACAAGACACUGGUUUCAGAAGUGAUCAAAAAGUUUGUCCUUCUUGGUAAGAUUGUAGCAAAGGCUCUACAAGAUGGAAGAGUUCUGGACUUGCCCUUCUCCAAAGCCUUCUAUAAACUUAUUCUUGAAAAGGAACUCUGUAUAUAUGAUAUUCAAUCAUUUGAACCUGAGUUUGGAAGAACGUUGCUAGAGUUUCAGGCCCUUGUGGACAGAAAAAAAAAUUUGAACUCUAUUUCUGAGAAAGGCACAAAUUUUAUAUCUGACUCAUGUUUCCGUGAUACCAGAAUUGAAGAUCUUUGCCUUGAGUUUACUCUUCCUGGAUAUCCAGAUUAUGUUCUUGGUUCUGAACCUGGCAAUAAAAUUGUAAAUAUGGAUAAUUUGGAAGAAUAUGUUUCUCUCACUGUGGAUGCAACUGUGAAUAGUGGAAUCAUCAGACAAGUAGAAGCUUUUAAAUCAGGAUUUAACCAGGUCUUCCCAAUUAAAAGUCUACAAAUAUUCAGUGAAGAGGAGCUUGAGCGUCUAUUAUGUGGUGAACGGGAUGCUUGGGCCUCCAAUGAGAUUGUGGAUCACGUCAAGUUUGAUCAUGGCUACACAUCUAGCAGUCCUCCUGUGAUUAAUUUGCUGGAAAUUAUACAAGAGUUUGAACACGACCAGCGACGAGCAUUCCUACAAUUUGUGACUGGGGCACCUCGUCUCCCUCCAGGGGGCUUAGCUGCUUUGAACCCAAAACUAACAAUCGUGCGCAAGCACUGUAGCGAGUGGGUUGAUGGAGAUUUGCCUAGUGUGAUGACUUGUGCCAAUUAUCUGAAACUUCCUCCUUAUUCUUCCAAGGAAAGAAUGAGAGAGAGGAUUUUGUAUGCUAUUACUGAAGGACAGGGGUCUUUCCACCUUUCUUGACUUCGGGGCAUGCCAUCCACGUAUAUUCAACUGUGAAUUUGUAAUUAAUAGUUUAGGUGGUGGUGUAGAUAAAGAAUUGGAGUGAGCAGAUGAUGAUGGUGAUAGGGAGCUACUAAAUACGGGGGAAGGGGAACAAAGAAGCCCCCAUCUUCGUUUAGCAAUUGGGAGUUGUGUAAAUACAAGGCAUAAGAAAUUUAAUAUCUAGAUAGUAGCUGUAAAAAGUUGAAGGUACUCGGAGAGAUCUCCAUCCUUCGUUCUUGUGUACAAAGUUGCUAUGUACAGGGAACCUAAAA